Messenger RNA from Cloeon dipterum, 1121 nucleotides. RefSeq lists its product as uncharacterized. The record is from RefSeq and is a predicted model, not a curated record. The transcript has 4 exons. The coding region runs from base 152 to 1042 and encodes 296 amino acids. Lineage: Eukaryota; Metazoa; Arthropoda; Insecta; Ephemeroptera; Baetidae. Gene Ontology annotation, molecular function: acyltransferase activity, transferring groups other than amino-acyl groups.
UCGUGGUCCAAUUAUCUGCAGCUGCAAAUUAAUUAAUACUCACGCCCAAGUAGUCCAUCGAGCAGUACACAUUUUUACUGGUUCCUAACACUGAAUCUUUGUUUUUAUAUAUUUUUUUUUAGCAAUUUUCAUUUUAUAUCGUUUCAAAAAAAUGGCUUUAAAUGAAAAAUUGGUAGAAAUAUCUCAAGAUGACAUCCCAAAAUUAAUGAAUGUGCUGAAAGAACUUCUUCCUGAUACAGUGGCUCCGUACCACUGGAUAUUGACGCACCAGAAGUGGCAAAAGAAAAUUCCGCAUCUAAAAGUGAAAAUCUUGUGUCUGAAUGGAGACUGGGACGAGCAAACGGUAGUCUGCCUGGCAGACGGACUUGCUGCAUCAAACAAGAUUUAUGGUGCUAUGUACGCACCAGAAGAAAAAAUAGAUCGGCUGAAGGCAGCUCUGAUGCACACCGAUUUGAUUGAGUGGGACAGAUUGAAGCAAUUUUCAGCCUGCUUGAAACGAAUCGUUCCAAUUAUGGCGGAAGUUUUUAAGUGCAAAGGAUUUAAACACGCUGAUGACUUUAUCUACUCUGGAUAUCAGUAUUACAUGUCGGUUCAAGACGCCGCAAAUAUUGACUUGGGAACACUUCCAGAGAAUGUGCACGUAGGCCCUCUUGACGUAUCAAAUUUGCAAAUUGUAUGUGACCUUUGGCAACACUUUGACCCUGAGUACCAGCCCGUGGCAAAGAAAAUGUUAGAGCUGAACCCAUCAGUUGGCGUGUUUGUCAAGAACGACAAAGGGGAAGAGGAUCUGGCCUCGAUGGUGCUGAUGACCGAGUAUGGCGGCGUUGGACUCCUGCAGACUGCGCCCGAGCAUAGACGCAAGGGGUACGCGGAAAUCGCUCUGGCCCAUCUGACGAGGCAAUUGGGCCAGAUGGGGUACAUGCCGUCGAGCAAUGUGACUCAGUACAACGAAGCGUCGCAUUCGCUGUUCAAGAAGAUGGGCUACAAGGUGGUCGAUGCUGCGUUCUGGGUUUUGGCUUUCAAACUGCCAGAGAAGGAAUGAUGGGUUCCCUCGGCUAACAAAUUGCACUUUUUAAAAUGUUUUAUGAAAUAAUAUCCUUUAAUAAAAUUAUUUUCAAUCA